AGUUCUGAGAUCACUUGGACGCUUACAGUCGAUCGCAGCAGACGCCUUGAGGAAUUUUCUCCUAAAACUCAAAUUUAAUCAACACUAUGUGUGACGACGAUGUUGCCGCUUUGGUCGUAGACAAUGGGUCAGGAAUGGUGAAAGCUGGCUUUGCCGGCGAUGAUGCUCCACGAGCUGUCUUCCCAUCCAUCGUUGGACGCCCAAGACAUCAGGGUGUCAUGGUUGGCAUGGGACAGAAGGACAGCUACGUCGGUGACGAGGCCCAGAGCAAGAGAGGUAUCCUCACCCUGAAGUACCCCAUCGAGCACGGUAUCGUCACAAACUGGGACGAUAUGGAGAAGAUCUGGCAUCACACCUUCUACAACGAGCUUCGAGUUGCCCCAGAGGAGCACCCAGUCCUGCUGACCGAGGCUCCCCUCAACCCCAAGGCAAACAGGGAAAAGAUGACACAGAUCAUGUUCGAGACCUUCAACUGCCCCGCCAUGUACGUUGCCAUCCAGGCUGUCUUGUCCCUGUAUGCAUCCGGUCGUACCACUGGUAUCGUCUUCGACUCUGGUGAUGGUGUGUCUCACUGCGUCCCAAUCUACGAGGGAUACGCUCUUCCCCACGCCAUCCUCCGUCUCGACUUGGCUGGCCGUGAUCUUACCGAUUACCUCAUGAAGAUCCUGACCGAGCGUGGCUAUUCUUUCACCACCACUGCUGAGCGAGAAAUCGUCCGUGACAUCAAGGAGAAGCUCUGCUACGUCGCCCUUGACUUCGAACAGGAGAUGCAGACGGCUGCUUCAUCCAGCUCCUUGGAGAAGAGCUACGAACUUCCCGACGGACAGGUCAUCACCAUCGGAAACGAGCGAUUUAGGUGUCCAGAGGCCCUCUUCCAGCCCAGCUUCUUGGGUAUGGAGUCUGCUGGUAUCCACGAGACCACAUACAACAGCAUCAUGAAGUGUGAUGUUGACAUCAGGAAGGACUUGUAUGCUAACACCGUGCUGUCAGGUGGUUCCACCAUGUACCCAGGCAUCGCCGACCGUAUGCAGAAGGAAAUCACUGCCCUUGCUCCACCAACGAUGAAGAUCAAGAUCAUUGCCCCACCAGAGAGGAAAUACUCCGUAUGGAUCGGUGGCUCCAUCCUUGCCUCUCUCUCCACCUUCCAACAGAUGUGGAUCAGCAAGCAGGAAUAUGACGAGUCUGGCCCAUCCAUCGUCCACAGGAAAUGCUUCUAAACCAACUGUCUUUCAUAUCAAACUGACUCUUUCCAAAUUCAACAACCGAAAAAAUGAGCGAUGAAGUUGCCGUUGAUGGACACUAACAUGCAAAGGGGGGUGGGGUUCUCGUGCUUAUUCUAAAUAUCCAAGCAUCUUUGAAAAUGCUAAUGAUGUCUACAUUCAACAGUGCAAUGCUCGUUUCGACAUUCCAGAUCGUUCCAGCUGAUAGAAAUGUGCAUUUGAGAAUUAUAUCGAAAGAACUCAAUUCGAAGCAUUUUUCUACUUUUUUGUAUGUAGUCCGGAACCGCCCGUACGUGAGAUACAUAAUCAUGAAAGAAACUACUGAUUUUGUAAAAGAAAUGCCCAAGGCUCUGCGCGAUUGUAAAAUAAAUCUAUUGUUAAUAUUUGUAAAAUUAAACUUUUAAUAUACGUUA
Lineus longissimus is the source of this 1633-nucleotide messenger RNA. RefSeq names its product actin CyI, cytoplasmic-like. The coding region runs from base 87 to 1217 and encodes 376 amino acids. The transcript is spliced from 2 exons. The record is from RefSeq and is a predicted model, not a curated record. NCBI's taxonomy places the organism in Eukaryota, Metazoa, Nemertea, Pilidiophora, Heteronemertea, Lineidae.